This is a messenger RNA of Zingiber officinale, 954 nucleotides long. Its product is annotated as transcription initiation factor TFIID subunit 9-like. Lineage: Eukaryota; Viridiplantae; Streptophyta; Magnoliopsida; Zingiberales; Zingiberaceae. The transcript is spliced from 2 exons. The record is from RefSeq and is a predicted model, not a curated record. Gene Ontology annotation, molecular function: transcription coactivator activity; RNA polymerase II general transcription initiation factor activity; protein heterodimerization activity. Gene Ontology annotation, biological process: DNA-templated transcription initiation; RNA polymerase II preinitiation complex assembly. The coding region runs from base 57 to 662 and encodes 201 amino acids. Gene Ontology annotation, cellular component: transcription factor TFIID complex; SAGA complex.
UUAUGUAACUGGCAGAGCCCAGCAAGGAAGGAAAAAGGGUUCGCGGGGAGCAAGUGAUGGAAGGCGACGGCGGCGGGGGGCGGAGAGAUGAGGCGGAGGAGCCGCGGGACGCCCGGGUGGUGAAGGAGCUACUCCGGUCGAUGGGUCUGGAGGAGGGGGAGUACGAGCCGCGAGUGGUGCACCAGUUCCUGGAGCUCGCCUACCGCUACGUGGUGGACGUGCUCACCGACGCCCAGAUCUACGCCGACCAUGCCUCCAAAACCUCCAUCGAUCCCGACGACGUGCGACUCGCUAUCCAGGCGAAGGUCAAUUUUUCCUUCUCGCAGCCCCCGCCGCGCGAGGUGCUGCUCGAACUUGCUAAGAACAAGAAUAAGGUUCCAUUGCCCAAGACAAUUGCACCACCAGGAAGCAUUCCCUUGCCACCCGAACAGGACACCUUGAUCAGCCCCAAUUAUCAGCUACUGAUACCAAGGAAGCAGCCCGCUCAGGUUGAAGAAACAGAGGAGGAAAGCGGUGACGGUGCUAAUGUAAACCCCAACUCCACUAACAACUUAUCUCAGGAGCAGAGAACUGCUUAUGUUGAUCCACAACCCUUCCAGCAGACUCAGCCUAGAGUGUCUUUUCCUCUUUCUUCAGCAGCAAAGCGUCCAAGGGGGCAAUGACGAUCAAUUAUGUCAUUACUGGCAUCAUCUACUCAUGUUCAUCCAGACUAUUUAGGAUCAACUAUAUGAGUGUAAGCUCUAUGCAAGUUUAUAUCAGUAUUUAAAGGCCAUGGAAUGAUCUAGCCUCUCAAAAACGUGAUAUUGCUUGCACGAAAAAUGAAUGAUCAUUUGCUUCCCUUGAAUCUGGAAUGCAACGCUGAACACGUCUCAACUGAAGCUGUGAAUAUUUUGUACCCAUUGCUAUUACUCAUGGCAAUUAAAUUUAUACUCCUGUUAUUUGUGGCUUGCUUAA